UAUAAAUUAGAGAGGGACUCAAAGAGUCGCAAUCUUUACUUUACCUUCAGAAACUGAGUCGUCCUCUUGUCUCCGGUGAGAUGAGAGACGCAAAACUUAUAAACUGGGCGGAGCUUCCACCGGAGCUGAUCUAUUCGAUUCUGCUCCGUCUUAGCGUGCCUGAUAGACUAGGAAACGCUCGGAACGUGUGCAGAUCGUGGCGACGCGUCUGUCAAGACCCCCUGAUGUGGCGGAAAAUCGAGAUGCGAGACAUGGGAGAAUACAAAGAAGCCAUGGAUUAUUAUCAUGCCGCGGAGGCCAUGUGCCGUCGCGCCGUUGAUCUAAGCCAGGGAGGCUUGUUUGAGGUCAACAUUGAGUACUUCGGCACCGAUUCUCUCCUCGCCUACAUAGCCGACAGGUCAAGUAACCUGAAACACCUUGUACUUACUGAGUGCAAUCACAUAACGGAUGUGGGACUUUUGGAAGCAGUCAUGAAGCUCAAAUUGCUUGAACACCUUGAACUUUCGCACUUCUAUUUUAUGGAAUUGGAUUUGGAAUCUAUAGGUCUUUCCUGCCCGCUUCUCAAGACUCUGAAGCUAAACAAUGUGGGUUACUACUACUUGGAGGACGAGUCUGAUGAUGAUGCUUUGGCAAUUGCUAAAACAAUGACCGGUCUUCACCACCUCCAGCUUAUUGGGAACAGGUUAACAAACACCGGCUUAAACGCCAUUGUUGAGAAUUGUCCUCACCUCAAAUCCCUUGAUUUACGCGAUUGUGGCUACAUCAACCUUGCCCCCCAAUGAUUUCCAGAAGUUAUGUAAAAGAGUGGUUCAAGGGUUUUGUUGAUUAUACAUUUGUAUUUUGUUGAUGAGGUUACAUUCUUACAAAAUAAUACAUGA
This is a messenger RNA of Brassica oleracea var. oleracea, 878 nucleotides long. RefSeq names its product putative F-box protein At4g05475. The record is from RefSeq and is a predicted model, not a curated record. Gene Ontology annotation, molecular function: protein binding. Lineage: Eukaryota; Viridiplantae; Streptophyta; Magnoliopsida; Brassicales; Brassicaceae. Bases 81 to 782 code for a protein of 233 amino acids. The transcript has 2 exons.